Molecule: messenger RNA, 311 nt
Organism: Cladocopium goreaui
Lineage: Eukaryota; Dinophyceae; Suessiales; Symbiodiniaceae
Source: the annotation of a GenBank genome assembly
GAUUACACGGGCGGAUUGGAAGAAGCCCCGCGCUGCAACCAAGCCAUGGCAGGCUAUGAGGCCGCCGAUGCGGCAGGGCACUUCAGCACCCAGCCCCGCCAGGCGCCCAGAGAAGAGGCCAGCCCUCCCGGCACCGCGCCGGACUUUGACUUCGACGAGCUGGAUGCGGAUCCCAGCGAGCGCAAGCCGGGCAGCAUGUUGGCGAAGCGCCUCUGGGCGGCGGAAACCAAGGUUCGUCAGUGGAAGUGGCUCUCCGUUGGCCUCCUUUUCUUAUCGGCCAUGUUCCUGCAAAGCGUUGCUCUCUACUUUGC